CAUCUGUGUAUAAUAGUGAUAUUUUUGUGACAAACACAGCAGUAUAACCAUAUUUCUGAUUCUGACAGCAAUAUGUCUAAAAUAAUUUCAACAAAUAAACAUCUAUUAACUAAAAGGACUUUACAUAAUGUAUACAGGAGAGAAUGCAUGCAACAGAACUCAAGUUUAGCUCAAAAUUGGCGCUCAACACUUCGUUUUAUUAAGGACAUUCACUACCAGAAGAUAAUGCGUCGUUCAGAUGUACUGAAGAUACUGUUUGUAUGUGUGUGCGUAUGUCACGUAUGUCCUGCUCAUCCGUGUGGGAAUAAUCCCCUUUUGUUGGUGGAUAAUUUUGCAAAACUGAAAGGAUAUCCUCAAGAUCAUGUGUUGUCUUUUAUGAAAGACAGGGCACCAAAUGACUACGGGAAGCUCAUGUCGGAACUCCGGGAGUAUUUGGAAUGUACGCAAAUGGUGAAUACGGGUUACUUCAAACGCUCUGGUGACUCCCAAGAGGAUUUUCAUUCAAUACCAUCCAGCCAAAUAGAUAACGUCGAUAAACAAUUUAUGAGGAAGUAUGGUGAAACUGUGAGACAGCUCUUUGCUUCAAGACAACACAGUCGUGAUUUGAGCAGAAACGAUUUUAAUUUGAUGCCUGAGAUCAAUUCGGAAAGCUUCGACAAUCCGCUGGUCAACCGAGACGAUCGUCCGUUUAUAAUCAAACGGCUUCUACAGAGAAAGUUUUCUACUUCAGCUCUUGACAGAAACCGAAGACUGCAAGCAGACGAUUUCAUAGAUCUAUGACGUCAUGAACUCAUGUGACUUUUCAAGCAGACGAGAAACAAUCACAUUCCCUCAAUAUUGAAUAAUGCGAAUUAAAUAUGUUUGGUUUUUUUUUUUUAGAAACUUGUCUAAAUAUUUACCUACUGUUGUUAAAAAUAUCUGUUAAAUAAAGUAUUUUCUUUAGCUAAAUGUUGGGCGUACUUAAAAUAGAAUUAAGACAUAAUAAAUACCAAAAUUAGGCUUAUCGUAGAAUAAUCCGAGUUUGAAGUUCUUAUGCGUAUAAAUAUAUCAUGAAGACCGAAUGCCUGAGUGAUAUAUUUCUACGCAUAAGAACAACAAACGAUAUUUCAUCAAAAUAUUCUUUCAUUUGAACACCAAUAUGAACCGCGUAUAUAGUCAAACAACCAGUAAGCAAUUGACUGUAUUUUUAACCAAUGCAAAUUUAAGCAAUGAAAAUAUUCAAUGUACAAUUCUAUGAUGACUGAUUCUGUCUUCUGUGCAGUCUGAUCAUGAUCUGCACUGUUCGCCAUUCAGUCAGUAUCUUUUGGUAAGCACCCCUUUUAUUAGUUAAUGGUAUUAUUCAAAUUGAAAGAUGAGCCAGUUCAUUAUAGAAAUUUAGCAGGGUAAGGGUUAUGCAAAUGUCAAAUAGUGCAAAUAAAUAGCGGAAGAUACGCGUACUCGUAACAUGAUGUUUAUACCUUUAAAUCAAUUACACAUGUACAUUAAACUGAAAUUAGCAACCGUAUGCAUUUUGUUUCGCUAUAUUCUUGGUAUAUCAGUUUGGGAACGAAGUGGAUUUUCUUUUAUAUGAGUAGCCUUAUGAUAUAAGAAAACCUUUAUUAGUUACAUUAUAUAAUUAUUACAUAAUAAAUAUUUGAAGAUACGUGAAAAUAUUUGUGUGUCUAGUGUUCAUUGUAGAAGCUAGAAUAUUUUGAUUAACAAUUUCUAAA
Messenger RNA from Mercenaria mercenaria, 1709 nucleotides. RefSeq lists its product as uncharacterized. The record is from RefSeq and is a predicted model, not a curated record. NCBI's taxonomy places the organism in Eukaryota, Metazoa, Mollusca, Bivalvia, Venerida, Veneridae. Bases 73 to 780 code for a protein of 235 amino acids. The transcript is spliced from 5 exons.